GAGAACGAGACAUCGGAUAGCAGGAAGCUUUGUUGGGCGCAGAAGACAUGGAAGCAGCGAGGCUGCUGAGAGUGUCCUGCCCGUUGCACUCAUGCCCGAGGAGAUCUGCCUUGCACUUGAGAUGGGCUGGAUUGAUCGGAGAAAUGUGAAAUAUGACCUGAGGUCAAGGAGCGAUUCAGCGAGUCCCUCCAAUGAGAAAGAGGAUGCCACGAAUGAUGCAAAGAUGACGACGAUAUCUAUUCCUUUCCUCCCUCCUCAAGAUUCCUAUAGCAUCGAGCUCCAUGCAGGUUUCUUAGACGAUUUUCUGAGAGACGUCAAUAACCAACGGAGAUAUCGAAUCUUCAAAGAUCUGUGGGAGAAAGGCUCCGGCUCAAAGUUCGGGGCAGACUUUCUCCUAUAUCCGGAAUGCUGUGAUGUUAUGAGAUUGCGAUGUUACGUGAAUGUGUACGAUAGGCCGAUAUAAUGGACUGUCAUGCCUCCCACUUGGUGUUUGUCGUAGACACAGUCGAAUUCCAAUUAAGGGUUCAAGAUGUUGUGGGGAUGAGUCGAGUUGCAGCAUCUGCAAACAAGAGGGUGGCCAUUGCUUGCGUCAACCACGAUGAGCAACCGAUCUACCAUGUCUUGUCGUACUUACCCCACCUCUCUACAGCUCGUGGAAUGUGAAUGAUCUCUUUACAGUCUAGUCUACAAACUUGAAUCUGCCAAACUCCAAGGAAUCGGUAAGGUUUACACCUUGAAAA
Messenger RNA from Guillardia theta CCMP2712, 740 nucleotides. RefSeq lists its product as hypothetical. Bases 92 to 463 code for a protein of 123 amino acids. The transcript is spliced from 11 exons. The record is from RefSeq and is a predicted model, not a curated record. Lineage: Eukaryota; Cryptophyceae; Pyrenomonadales; Geminigeraceae. Gene Ontology annotation, biological process: tRNA splicing, via endonucleolytic cleavage and ligation.